This is a messenger RNA of Rhagoletis zephyria (snowberry fruit fly), 474 nucleotides long. NCBI's taxonomy places the organism in Eukaryota, Metazoa, Arthropoda, Insecta, Diptera, Tephritidae. The record is from RefSeq and is a predicted model, not a curated record.
AUGCGAGGGGCUUUCGCAGAAGACGUAUCUAAACACCAUCUCUGUAAAAUUCGCUUUAUUUUAAUCCAAAACCGAGCUGGCAAAACUCGCCUCGCCAAAUGGUACAUGAACUUUGACGACGAUGAGAAGCAAAAGCUGAUUGAAGAAGUUCACGCCGUGGUUACGGUACGAGAUGCAAAGCACACUAAUUUUGUGGAGUUCCGUAACUUCAAAAUUGUCUAUCGGCGUUAUGCAGGUCUUUAUUUUUGCAUCUGCGUCGAUGUGAGCGACAAUAAUCUUGUCUACCUUGAAGCAAUUCAUAAUUUUGUCGAAGUUUUAAACGAGUACUUUCACAAUGUUUGUGAGCUCGAUUUGGUGUUCAAUUUUUACAAGGUUUACUCGGUAGUUGAUGAGAUGUUUCUCGCCGGCGAGAUACGAGAGACCAGCCAAACAAAGGUUUUAAAGCAGUUGCUAGUCUACAACUCAUUAGAGUAA